Messenger RNA from Xyrauchen texanus (razorback sucker), 2266 nucleotides. Its product is annotated as sodium-coupled monocarboxylate transporter 1. Bases 184 to 2019 code for a protein of 611 amino acids. The record is from RefSeq and is a predicted model, not a curated record. Gene Ontology annotation, biological process: propanoate transmembrane transport; sodium ion transport. The transcript has 15 exons. NCBI's taxonomy places the organism in Eukaryota, Metazoa, Chordata, Actinopteri, Cypriniformes, Catostomidae. Gene Ontology annotation, cellular component: membrane. Gene Ontology annotation, molecular function: organic acid:sodium symporter activity.
GGAGCUACUUGGUCCUGUCCUCUUAAAUGUUGGGGAAAUCGUUGGAGGACUGUCCAGCAAGAACUUGAACUCAAUAUCCAGCAUCACUUCACAGAAAAACAGUACUCACCCGACCAGGACCAAACUGACUGCAGUGAUCCCAGUUAUAUAGUUCUUGAUCUCCUUAAGUGCACUUUUGAAAUCAUGAUUGGCAGUGGAGGUCCUGUUGCAACGUUUUCAGUGUGGGACUAUGUGGUCUUUGCUGGGUUGAUCCUUUUUGCUGCAGGAAUUGGGCUGUUCCAAUCCAUCCGAGGGCGAAAGGAUACCAGCAGCAAUGAGUUUCUACUGGGUGGCCGUCAGAUGACAGCAGUACCUGUGGCUUUGUCCCUCACAGCUAGUUUCAUGUCAGGUAUUACUGUUAUUGGAACACCUGCAGAGGCUUACAUAUAUGGCACACCGUAUUGGCUCUUCGUCUUCUCCUAUUCUAUCAUGUCAGCAAUCAGUGCAGAAAUCUUCGUGCCUUUAUUUUAUCGCCUGGGCAUCACCAGCACAUAUGAGUACUUGGAAAUGCGUUUCAACAAGCUCAUCCGAAUUAUUGGAACAAGCAUGUAUAUUGCUCAAACCAUUUUAUACACAGGCAUGGUAAUCUACGCACCUGCACUCGCCCUUAAUCAAAUCACUGGUCUGGAUCUGUGGGGAGUGCUGGUGGCAACAGGGGUUGUUUGCAUCAUCUACUGCACCCUGGGAGGGCUGAAGGCUGUGAUAUGGACAGAUGUGUUCCAGAUGAUCAUUAUGUUGGUUGGGUUUGUGGCGGUCAUUGCCCGUGGGUCUGUGCUACAGGGGGGACUUGGAAGGAUCUGGAAUGAUAGCUACCAUGGUGGACGUUUGGAAACAUUUAGUUUUGAUCCUGACCCUUUGAGGCGUCACAGUUUUUGGACAAUUGUUGUUGGUGGCAGUCUGAUGUGGGCAUCAAUGUAUUCAAUCAACCAAUCGCAGGUCCAACGCUACAUUUCCUGUAAGACAUUGACUCAUGCCAAACUAUCUUUGUAUUUGAAUAUGGUGGGUUUAUGGGUCACAGUGAGUUUGGCCAUGCUUUCUGGUCUCACUAUGUACUCCAUCUAUAAAGACUGCGAUCCUUUCACGAAUAAAGACGUAGGAGCCACAGACCAGCUUCUUCCUUAUUUGGUGAUGGACAUACUAGCAGAUUUCCCAGGACUGCCUGGCUUGUUUGUAGCUGCAGCAUACAGUGGUACAUUAAGUACAGUGUCAUCCAGUAUAAACGCUCUGGUGGCAGUCACAGUGGAGGACUUUAUGAAACCUGCAUGGCCCUGGCUGACUGAGAGACAACAGACCUGGAUCAACAUGGGCAUGAGUGUAUUCUAUGGAGCAGUAUGCAUUGGUAUGGCUGGCAUUGCCUCCUUGAUGGGCAAUAUACUGCAGGCAGCUCUGUCCAUUUUUGGUAUGAUCAGCGGCCCUCUUCUGGGCCUGUACCUGCUCGGCAUAUUCUUCCGCUAUGUGAACUCCACUGGUGGUUUGGCUGGUUUGAUUUCGGGCCUCGUUAUAACAUUAUGGGUCGGAAUUGGAGCUCAAUUAUAUCCACCUUUACCUGAGAAGACCCUUCGCCUUCCCUUGAGUGUGGAGGGCUGCAUCUCAUGGGACAUGAACCAAACCACUACAGUGACACCAUUCAGUACUGUUCAACAAACCACAAUUCCAAACCCAAGACCAGCUUUGGCAGACAGCUGGUAUUCUCUGUCCUACCUGUACUUCUGCCCUGUGGGCAUACUGGUGACAAUGAUCACAGGACUAAUAGUUAGUGCAAUCUCAGGUGGCUGUAAACAGGAGAAACGUCGACCUGAGCUGUUUAUCAGAGUGUCAGAUCUCUUCUGCUUUGGCUGCUGUAGAGCAGACACAGAGAAAUCCAAGUCAGACCUAAUUGAAAAAGAGCCAAGCCACAUCCAAGGGCUGGACAGUCCAGUACUCUAUGACAACGAAAUUGCACUGAAAGAGAAAGACCUAGAGAAGAUCACAAGGUUUUAGAUGUAAAACACUCUUUUGAUUUUUAGAUAUGUUGUAAAUAGUAAACAAUAACUGUAUUUUUGUAUGUUAAAAUUGCUGAUAAUCCAAGUGAUGACAAAACAAUUCAAUCAAAAUUAAAGAAGCAAAAAUUAUUGAUAAACAGCAUGUCUAUUUAUUUCCGUUGUUCUCAUAAAGUCUGUUUUUAUGUGUAAGUUGUUGGUUUGAAUCAUUUACAGAGCAAUAAUAAAGAUUAUGCAUUAAAAUUGAA